Molecule: messenger RNA, 1143 nt
Organism: Ornithodoros turicata
Lineage: Eukaryota; Metazoa; Arthropoda; Arachnida; Ixodida; Argasidae
Exons: 5
Coding region: 1-1143 (380 amino acids)
Source: RefSeq, a predicted model, not a curated record
AUGGCUGGCCUUCGAGGUUGCGUCGGUAGGAAAGUGGCUAUCUCCAUCUAUGCUGAUGACAUUUGUAUCUGGACCAGCGGUAAAUCCCGUCCUGCCCUCCAGCGACGCCUCCAACUCGCUCUCGAUGCUAUCCAGCAGUACCUGUCACUGGCGGGCUUAGACAUAUCGACGGAAAAGACAGUAGUGCUUCCUUUUACAAGGCGGAACAUGAGGCCCUUCCAGCUUUCCGUUGCUGGCAUACCGUUGAAGCGCGUGUCUCACCAUAGGUUCCUCGGUCUCACUGUUGAUGCUAGGCUCUCUUGGCGGAGGCAUAUUGCAAGCUUGGAGAUCAAGAUUCACCGUUGGAUUGCAGUGAUCCGUCGCUUGACAGAUCAUAAGCUGCAGUGCCUCCUGGCGCGCAGCCUUCGUGUGUUCCUCGGCGUCCCUCGAGCAGCAGAGACCCGAGCAGUUAUUGCUGAAGCGAGGGACACCCCGCUGGAGGUUCUUCGCUACGCAAAAGUGUGUGAGCGACUUCCCGCAGAAGGCAAGCGAUUCAUCCAGGCCAAAUAUGGGCUGGACGUUAAGUUUAGGGGGCGUGGAAAAUUACCGAAAACUAUGUGGGGCAUUCCUUUGCUUCGAGAUACUCCGAGUGCCGCGUCACAGAUUUCUGGGGGUAACUCUGGAUCCGAGUUUGUCGUGGGCGGCAGAAGUGCAUUGUCUAAAGACAAGAGCGGAGAGCAGAUUCAACGUACUGAGAUAGCGGCUCUCGAUGGGACAGGAUCUGCUCGAUCUUCGCGGUUGUACAGGGUCGACCCCGAGCUACGCUUCCAGGUACCUCCGUCGCUUCCUCGGCAAGCAGCGUGUCUCCUGCACAGGCUCCGGCUGAAUGUUGCGUACAGCGGUCGGUUGCUCUACAAAUUGGCCAAGUCCCCAUCUCCAAACUGCAGUGAGGUCAAUGUUGUCGAGGCCACAGAGCACGUUCUCCUCAGGUGCUCCAAGUAUGCCGACAGUCGCAGGACACUGGAAAUAAGUCUGGCUCGCCUGGACGCCCAGCCAUUUAACCUUGUAAAGCUCCUGGGUCCUCAGCCAUUCAAUCACCAAGCGGCUGCAUGGAAAGCGCUCCUACGUUUCCUCGAAGAAACUCAUCUGAUUGACAUUUUGUGA